This is a messenger RNA of Fusarium poae, 1428 nucleotides long. RefSeq lists its product as uncharacterized. Gene Ontology annotation, molecular function: oxidoreductase activity; FAD binding. The record is from RefSeq and is a predicted model, not a curated record. The transcript has 2 exons. Lineage: Eukaryota; Fungi; Ascomycota; Sordariomycetes; Hypocreales; Nectriaceae. The coding region runs from base 1 to 1428 and encodes 475 amino acids.
AUGUCUUCUUUCGCCGCUGCGCCGUAUCGGCACGUCAUGAUGCCAUUCGACCCAGCCAAAGAUGCUCAGACUCACGGCAACUCGGCACUUACUAAGCUGACGGAUGCCAUCCCAAACCUUAAGAUCUACACGCGCUCAUCUCCUCACUAUGAGACCCUUCGUGGGGUCUACAACAAGCUCAUCACAGCUCAACCCCUUGCCAUCUGUCGACCCACUUCGGUCGACCAAGUCCAGGCCAUCGUAAAAGCUGUCUCGGGGUUGGAUGUACCGCUCGGGGUUCGUGGCGGAGGCCAUGAUGUCUUUGGCCGAGGCUGCGUUGCCGACUCUGUCACCAUCGACAUGAGAGAGUUGGACACGCAGGAGCUUACCCAAGAUAAGAAGACAGUACGUGUCGGUGGUGGCAUCAUCAGCAAAAACCUUGUUGGCUUUCUGGGGUCGCACAACCUUUGCACCUCAAACGGCUUUGCGGGUGAAGCUGGAUGGACGUCUUGGGCGUCUUGGGGAGGGUACGGCCCAUUGGGUGAUUAUGUUGGACUAGGCGUAGAUAACAUUAUCGACGCCAAGAUCGUCACAGCUAGCGGCGAUCUCGUUCACGCAACAGGGGACUCGGAGCUGCUAUGGGCUGUACGUGGUGGAGGUGGUAACUUUGGUGUCAUUGCCGAGACUAAUGUGCGGGUUUAUCCAAUGUCCACAAUCGAGGCUGGCUUUAUCGUGUACCCUUGGUCAGAAACUGCAGACGUGUUGCUGCGUUUACAGGCCCUUCUAGACUUUGGGGUCCCCGACAAACUUUGUUUACAGGCAGGGUUUAGUAAGGGAGAAUGGGGUCUUGGCAUGGCUGUGACCUACAUCUGGCCUGAAGCAGAGUCAAUUGGGCCUGAGAGUGAGAAGUGGCUACAGAAGCUGAAGAAUCUCGGCACGUGUAUUGUCAAUACUGUCCAAGAAACGACAUUUGAGGCUUUCCAGCGCAGCAUUUCCAGCGCUAUCAGCAACCCUGUCAAUGUGACAUCUCGGCACAUCAGUAUCUCCAAGUUCACCAACGACACACUGAGACAAUUGAUCGACGCUUGUGAGUCGAUGCCUGUUGAGGCUGAUUGCUCCAUCACCUGCACGAUCUUGCACGGAAAGGCGGCCCAGCCAAAUGCGUUAUCGGCUUUUGGCACCCGGCGCCCGCAUAUCAUGUUCCAUAUCAACGCCGUCACUGAGGAUGCGGUGCAUGAACAUGUCGCUAUCUCAUGGGCGGAUCAUUUAGUUGACGGUAUUGAAGCGACGGGAGAUAGUAUUGGAUCCACAUACGUCAGUUUCAUCGAGUCGGAGAAAGACCCCAAGGGUUGUUACGGGGAGAAUUGGGAUCGGCUAAAGGCUGUCAAGAAAGAGGUUGACCCCGAUGAUGUUUUUAGAUUCGUGCAUGGCCGUAUCCCAGUCGACUGA